AUGAACCAUGUAUCCGAUAGUGAAUUGAUAUCGUUUUGUCUUGAUGGACCACCCGGCCGCAUCAUUGGAGGCAGGGACGGCGGUGCACGCGUCGUCAGGGUAUCCGAAGAUACAGCGAUCAAGUUUGGUAUCGGUAUCUCGGAAUAUGGAUUCCUCAAUCACCAAAGAGCAUAUGAUCUCGUCGACCAGACCCAUAUGCAAAUCCCACGUGCUUACCGAUUUUUCACCGACAACUUGGGCCGUGGAUACAUCGUGAUGGAGUACGUCGAAGGAAAUGUGAUAGAUCCGCUGGACGAUCCCGUCCUUAUCAAAAGAGUCAGCAACGUGCUAAACUAUCUGCAUACAAUUCGAGGCACCAAACCCGGAAGUCUCAGCGGCGGACCCUGUCGUGGUCUUCUUUGGCCUGACAAUGAAAGCGUGAGGUUCGAAAGCAAAGAACAACUGGAGUCGUGGCUCAACAGUCGACUCUCCCCGGAAGAUGGAAGCGUAUCGCUGGGAGACGAUAAUCUAAUUCUCUGCCAUCUAGACGUUACGCCGCGGAAUAUCAUCUGGAAACCUGACGGCUCUAUCUGCUUGCUAGGAUGGGCUUCUGCGGGCUUUUAUCCACGGUUGUUUGAGUUCUGGGCCCAGUGGGUUGUUGAUGGGAAGGAGAGUCUAUUUAAUAAGCUUUUGCUUAAUUUGAUGAAGCCUCUUUCGUGUGAUGAAAGGCUACAACAAUGGCCACUGUGCCGGGCCUGGCAAGCUAAUCAGGAAGGUUCUAUGUGA
Aspergillus melleus is the source of this 765-nucleotide messenger RNA. RefSeq lists its product as uncharacterized. The coding region runs from base 1 to 765 and encodes 254 amino acids. The record is from RefSeq and is a predicted model, not a curated record. The transcript has a single exon. NCBI's taxonomy places the organism in Eukaryota, Fungi, Ascomycota, Eurotiomycetes, Eurotiales, Aspergillaceae.